GCCCCGCAUUAAUAGUUAGGCAACGGCAAGUUGCGUCCGUUUAUUUUUUUAUUUUUUUUAGUACGUUUGUGGUUGUUUAUUUUUUUGUUUCGGGAAAAAAAUAAAAUAAACGACGAUGUUGCCCGGGCCGCGACUGGAAUGAACGCCGUGAUAUGUUUCUCAUAAAGUGAUUACCCUUUCGAUUUAGUUUUAAUUCGUAACUUUUAAGUUGUUUGUUGUGUGGUUUGGUUUAGCUGAAACUGGAGGAUACUUAUUCGGACCGACUGUGAAUUGUGCUUCUACGUUCAUAAACUGAACGUUUAAAUCGAACGACUUUCAGUUGAUGCAAACAUGGAGGACGCACACGCAAAAACUGUGGACGAAGUCCUCAAGUAUUUUAAUGUAGACCCUGAGAGGGGUUUAUCUCCAGAUCAAAUUAAACGAAACCAAGAAAAAUAUGGACCUAAUGAAUUGCCAGCAGAAGAAGGCAAAUCAAUAUGGCAGUUAGUUUUGGAGCAAUUCGAUGAUCUAUUAGUUAAAAUUUUGUUAUUAGCUGCAAUUAUUUCAUUUGUUCUGGCUCUAUUUGAAGAACAUGAAGACUUUAAUGACACACUAACCUCAUUUGUGGAACCCUUUGUUAUUUUACUUAUUUUAAUUGCAAAUGCCAUUGUUGGUGUUUGGCAGGAAAGAAAUGCAGAGUCAGCCAUUGAGGCUCUUAAAGAAUAUGAACCUGAAAUGGGUAAAGUUGUCCGAGGGGACAAAUCUGGAGUCCAGAAGGUUCGUGCCAAAGAAAUAGUUCCUGGUGAUGUUGUUGAAGUAUCUGUUGGUGACAAGAUCCCCGCUGAUAUUAGGCUCAUCAAAAUUUACUCAACGACAUUGAGGAUUGAUCAGUCUAUCUUGACUGGUGAGUCGGUCUCAGUAAUCAAACAUACUGAUGCAAUUCCAGACCCAAGGGCUGUCAACCAAGACAAGAAAAACAUUUUGUUCUCUGGUACAAAUGUUGCCUCAGGCAAAGCUCGAGGUGUUGUCAUGGGAACAGGUCUUGCCACCGCCAUUGGUAAGAUCAGAACUGAAAUGUCUGAGACUGAAGAAAUCAAGACUCCCCUCCAGCAGAAGUUGGAUGAAUUCGGUGAACAGCUUUCCAAAGUUAUCUCAAUCAUUUGCGUUGCUGUCUGGGCUAUCAACAUCGGCCACUUCAACGACCCGGCCCAUGGUGGCUCAUGGAUCAAGGGUGCUGUCUACUACUUCAAAAUUGCUGUUGCUUUAGCUGUAGCUGCCAUUCCAGAAGGUUUACCUGCUGUAAUCACAACUUGUCUAGCUCUUGGUACAAGGCGUAUGGCCAAGAAAAAUGCUAUUGUCAGAUCUCUUCCCUCCGUAGAAACCUUAGGUUGCACCUCAGUUAUCUGCUCCGAUAAGACUGGAACUUUAACCACCAACCAAAUGUCCGUUAGUAGAAUGUUCAUCUUUGACAAGAUUGAAGGUAAUGACAGCUCUUUCGCUGAGUUCGAAAUCACUGGUUCCACCUAUGAACCCAUUGGAGAAGUUUUCUUGAAAGGCUCAAGAGUCAAGGGCUCAGAUUUUGAAACUCUCCAUGAACUUGGAACAAUCUGUGUCAUGUGCAACGAUUCCGCUAUUGAUUUCAACGAAUUCAAACAAGCUUUUGAGAAGGUUGGUGAAGCCACUGAAACUGCUCUGAUUGUGUUGGCUGAGAAAUUGAAUCCAUUCGAAGUUCCGAAGUCCGGUCUUGACAGACGUACCACUGCCAUCGUAGUUAGGCAAGAUAUUGAAACUAAAUGGAAGAAAGAAUUCACCCUUGAGUUCUCCCGAGACCGUAAAUCCAUGUCCACAUACUGUGUUCCUCUUAAACCCACGAAACUUGGAUCUUCACCCAAAUUGUUCGUCAAGGGUGCCCCUGAAGGUGUUCUUGAAAGGUGCACACACGCUCGUAUUGGAAGCCAGAAAUUCCCUCUUACCUCUUCCCUGAAGAACCGCAUUUUAGAUUUGACCCGUCAAUAUGGUACUGGGCGUGACACUCUUCGUUGCCUUGCCCUGGCCACCGCUGACUCUCCAGCCAAACCAGAAGACAUGGACCUUGGUGACUCCAACCAAUUCUACAAAUAUGAAGUCAACCUGACAUUCGUUGGUGUUGUCGGUAUGUUGGACCCUCCCAGGAAGGAAGUCUUCGAUUCCAUUCAGAGGUGUCGUGCCGCUGGUAUCCGUGUCAUUGUCAUCACUGGUGACAACAAGGCCACUGCUGAGGCUAUCUGCAGACGUAUUGGUGUUUUCGGUGAAAAUGAAGACACAACCGGCAAAUCUUACUCAGGACGUGAAUUUGAUGAUCUCCCUCUCGCUGAACAGAAACAGGCUGUUGCCAGAGCAAGGUUGUUCUCAAGAGUAGAACCUGCUCACAAAUCCAAAAUUGUUGAGUUCCUGCAGAGCAUGAAUGAAAUUUCUGCUAUGACUGGUGAUGGUGUGAAUGACGCCCCUGCAUUGAAAAAAGCUGAAAUUGGUAUUGCCAUGGGUUCUGGUACCGCUGUCGCCAAAUCAGCCGCUGAGAUGGUCUUGGCUGAUGACAACUUCUCAUCCAUUGUAUCUGCUGUUGAAGAAGGUCGUGCUAUUUACAACAACAUGAAACAGUUUAUCCGUUACCUCAUUUCCUCAAACAUUGGUGAAGUUGUCAGUAUUUUCUUAACUGCUGCCCUUGGUUUACCCGAAGCCUUGAUUCCCGUCCAACUCUUGUGGGUCAACUUGGUCACUGAUGGUCUGCCUGCCACUGCUCUUGGUUUCAACCCCCCUGAUCUCGACAUCAUGGACAAACCUCCCCGAAAGGCUGAUGAAGGUCUUAUCUCUGGCUGGCUCUUCUUCCGUUACAUGGCUAUUGGAGGCUACGUCGGAGCCGCUACCGUUGGUGCUGCCGCUUGGUGGUUCAUGUACUCACCAUACGGACCCCAGAUGACUUACUACCAGCUCACUCAUCACUUGGCUUGCUCUGGAGGUGGCGAGGAGUUCAAGGGCUUGGACUGCCAUGUUUUCCAUGAUCCUCACCCAAUGACAAUGGCUUUGUCCGUCCUUGUCACAAUUGAAAUGUUGAACGCCAUGAACAGUUUAUCAGAAAACCAGUCGCUGAUCACAAUGCCACCAUGGUCAAACAUGUGGCUCAUCGCCUCAAUGGCUCUUUCCUUCACUCUUCACUUUGUUAUUCUCUAUGUUGAUAUUUUGUCUACUGUUUUCCAAGUAACUCCAUUGUCUCCCGACGAAUGGAUUACAGUGAUGAAAUUCUCCAUCCCUGUUGUAUUAUUAGAUGAAACCCUUAAGUUUGUAGCUCGACGAGUCACUGACGUCGCCCCACCUGUAGUUCAGGAAAAAUGGUGAAAUGUUCUGUUAGUCACAUAAUAAGAGAAACUUUAAAACCUCUUAAAGAAGUUAUAACAAUAACUCAAGUAUAUUUGUACCAAUUUUCUUUUUCCAAAAUAUCUUUGGAGUGAGAAUCAAAUUUGUACAUACUUUCUUUAGGAAUGUAGGGAUAGACGCAUGAAUAAGUGGCUGCCUUAUAUGAAAUUGUACCCGAAUGAUCAUCAUGCACUCGGUUUCAACAAAAAAAUUCAUCUACCUUAAUUCUUCUUUUAAUUAACAUGCUUUACUAAUGCUUCAAUCAAAAAUCGGAAUUUCCAACCAAGUUAUUUGUCACAGCUGGGUACUUAGGAACCUUUUACAGUUAGUGGCCAACAGCGGCUGUGGUCGUCCAGAACAAAAUCAAGGAAGGAGAGGAAAAAAUUGAAAAAUUUGACUUUGUCCAUCGUGUGCAGCUGCCUGCUCGCAUACUGAUGCCAAAUUCUUCUACAAUGGCAUCAAAAUAAAAUUUUAUUUUUCCUUUGAAAUGGUACUAACGAUUUUAAUUUUUAUUUCAGCUAAAGAUCAAGUCAUCGACAAAUGGUGAUUUGUCUACAAAGAGAGCAAAUUAGCUACUCCUGUUUGGCCAUCCGCUUUCUACUCACUUACCUACAAUGCUUCUAUCUUCUGCUGACACCUUAUGCUUCAAUUGCAUUACCUUCUACUUUCCUGCUAAUCCAUCUUGUUUUCUUACUGUUAAAUACUUUCCGAUCAAAGUCAGGGGAAAGAAAACAUUAAUAAUUGAAUGAAUGCUGAGCUAAAACGCUUUACUAAUAAUUCAUCAGAUUUUAAAAAUGAAUAAGAUCUUUUAUUCAUGAACCUGCCCCAUUUUUCUGGAAUUAUGAAUUGAGAGAUGACCCGUGCCUUUAUUUUUCCAGUACCUGCCCAAGAGCACCAACCUUUAAAACUUUUUUUUUCUUCAUUCACCAAUUGCUUAUAAUUGCAAACGCCCCGAUGCUUCCUGGCUUUUUCUAACUCUCUCCUCUGCUUCAAAAUAAACUACACCAUUUCAAUUAUCAUUAGAGUAGAUGAACCUUGUUAGAAUAUAGGUGUAUGUACGCAUACACAAUGUUACAUACAACAUAUACAUAUUUUUAUUUUUCGUUUUUGUACAAAUUUAUUUUAUUUUUAAUUCAUUAUUUUUAUACAUGUAUUAUAGUCUAAUUAUUGUUAAAAUAAAUCUCAAAAAGAAAAUUAUUAAAAACUGAAGACGAGUAAUUUUUAUACUCCUCUCAUAAGAUUUAACUGAUUGCGGAUACAAGCACAUGAGGUCAAAAUAAUGAUUUCAUUUACUGAAGAAAAAUGUAUGAUAUUAAGGUGACAGCUGCGCACAGUGAUACAUUACCACCUAUUCAAAUUAGCGAGAUAGUGAAAGAGGGAGAUAAUAAUUUUUAAGAACCUAGAUGCAAAUUUACUCAAGUCACGUCAUGGUAUCAAAUUUUUAAAUGGUAAAGUUUUGGAUAUAACCCAAUCAUACUCUCUAGGUAAUCUAAUACGAGUGUAAAAACCUACUUUCAAAUAAAAGUCUGCACUCUCCUACGAGUCUAGAGUUUUACUGACAAAGCUGUAGAGAUAUUUUUCUCAUAUUUAAAGUUUCAAAUACAACAUUUUGAGAAGAAUAACUAAUGCUAUCCUGAUUAUUCUGAUUGUUAUUUGUGUGUUCUCCUCGUAGGAAUAAAUAGUUUGUUUUAACUCAAGUGAAAUAAUGAGCUAUUAUAAUAAUUGGGAAUAAUAUAAGUAAAUAGUUCAUUUUGUUGCUUUUUCUUAAAAUAAUAGCACAACUUUGCUUACUUGACACAUUCACUGCUUAGUUCAUGGUUACAGAAAUUCAUGAGCUCAAAUUUUGACAUCUACCAAGAGAAAGAUCCGACAAUUUCUUGCAAGCAAAGAGGUAAGAUUUUAUGCUCAUCAGGUGAUUCAAUGCUAAGAUCUGCACACAAAAUGCAUUUGAGUAGCAAUUACUUUAAUUUUAUGACCUUUGAUCUUAGAUGGUUUCACAGUUUUUUCAUUCCAUUUAGUUCUCUUUCACUACUUUAAUAUCCUCUUAAGGUUUCAGUGAAUGUGUUCUUUCCAGCGAAAGAGAAUUAAUUAAUACACCUGUUGUAGGUUUUAAAUUUACAAUGAGUUACCCGUAGUAAAUUCCUUUGCUCAUGUAUUCGUGUCAAUGUUGUUAUUUGUUACAAUUAAAAUUUCUGUUAAAAAAAGAAGCAAAAUAAGGCUUACCCUUUUGUACUUUCCACUUGGAUAUGAUUUAUCGAGUUAUUUUCUUGGAACUAACGAUUUAGAAGGAAUGCAGUAAAGUUCCAUAAAUAUCCACAUUUUAGAGUAAAUAAUGAAAAUUCAAGUAAGGUAAUUAAACUGCGAUAAGCAAAUUUAUCCUCAAUGCAGCUGGACUCAGCGCGAUUUUCAUCUAAGGAAGGAAGCAACUGAUUUUUUAAUGCAUCAAGUUGAUGGAGAUUGACCAAGAAAGUUGGUUUAAAUCUCAUUCUGAUCACGAGGAACUAAUAAUACCUAUGAGCUUAAUUCCUUGGAAAAACUGAUGGCAUAAUUUUUGAGAGCCUGUGUAAUUGUUUUGUAAAUAAAAUAAAAUAAAAAUGAAAUAAAAAUUUUAAAAAUACCAA
This is a messenger RNA of Bemisia tabaci, 5990 nucleotides long. RefSeq names its product ATPase sarcoplasmic/endoplasmic reticulum Ca2+ transporting SERCA (gene SERCA). The record is from RefSeq and is a predicted model, not a curated record. Gene Ontology annotation, molecular function: ATP binding; P-type calcium transporter activity; ATP hydrolysis activity. Gene Ontology annotation, cellular component: membrane. Gene Ontology annotation, biological process: calcium ion transport. NCBI's taxonomy places the organism in Eukaryota, Metazoa, Arthropoda, Insecta, Hemiptera, Aleyrodidae.